AUGACCACCCCACGCCAGCCUCCACCAGCAUACACAGCUCCAAAGGACUCAACCGUCCAUGGAACAACCCAGAUUCAUAGGACUAUCUCCCAGACCGCAUCCAACCCCUCCGCGCGGGCUCUGGAGAGUUCAUUUACCAUCCGUCCCUGCUCGGCUCAGGCUUGGGUAGUGCCGGCCGGACAUAUCUGUCGCUUGACGACACCAAUUGGACCCCAGGUGGGGGAUCUCAAUAUCUGGAAUGCCAAAAACCCUCGCGAGCGAUUAUGGGCUGCACGCACGCGGCAGAUUCAUGCCUCGCAUGUCUCCGUGGGUGAUCGUCUCUGGUCCAACUUGCCAUAUUUGCGACCCCUUGUGACGAUCACCGGCGACUCGCUCGCGGGCGGACAGCUACAUGAGGUACUAGACGUUGAUGGGAGGCAGAAGGAGGGCAAGGGGUUUGGCACUUCGCGAUGGGGAGGGCGCGUCCAUGACCUCCUGGGUACCCGCUGCGAUCCAUAUGUCAACCUACUGAUGGGAGGAGAGCAAUUCGAUUUCCAUUGCCAUUCUAACCUUACUCGUGCUGUGUUACCGCACGGAUUGACCGAGCUGGAUGUGCACGACGUCCUCAAUGUUUUCCAAGUAACGGGCCUGGAUGAAAAUGCAAAGUACUUUAUGGAAACCUCACCGGCGAAACCUGGCGAGUAUUUUGAAUUCUUCGCCGAGGUCGACGUGCUCUGCGCUUUGUCUGCCUGUCCUGGAGGCGACCUCUCGAACUGGGGCUGGGAAGCGAAGGAGGAGGCUAUGGGUGCUACCACGCGCCCUCUGGGAGUGGAAGUUUAUAGGAUCACUGAGACCAAAGCUUUGGAGGGGUGGAAAGAGCCUGAAAGUCCUAGGUACACUGGGUUGCAUGGGUUGAACAUGCCUCCACGCGAAGACGAUGGAUCCGGCUUGGUUGGGCUUUGA
This is a messenger RNA of Aspergillus puulaauensis, 942 nucleotides long. Its product is annotated as urea carboxylase-associated family protein. The coding region runs from base 1 to 942 and encodes 313 amino acids. The transcript has 3 exons. NCBI's taxonomy places the organism in Eukaryota, Fungi, Ascomycota, Eurotiomycetes, Eurotiales, Aspergillaceae. The record is from RefSeq and is a predicted model, not a curated record.